AUGCUUCCUCCAGAGGCAAAAAACCCUCCACCUCGGGAUCUUUCUUCCAACCCUCUGCACCCUCAUUUUCUUCUUCCUCUUGAUGGUCCAAAAGAUUCACUUCUUCUCGUUGAGUCCAUCCUUCAGCUCGUACUCCGCCACCGCAUCCACCGCCGACGCUUGAAAGGAAUUUUUGAGGUCAAUUUGGAUAGACCGGGAACAAAAAAUGCUAUUGGGAAGGAAUAUACAUUUGAGACUGUAGAUAAAGACCGUUCGGACAAGGAUUUGAUGAUCUGCAGUUCAAUUCCCAGAGUUUUCUGUGCUUGUGCUGAUCCUAAGGUGCUUCUAGAGUUGGAAUUGGGAAUUUUGAAGAGAUUCAUGUUAUGA
This is a messenger RNA of Fraxinus pennsylvanica, 366 nucleotides long. NCBI's taxonomy places the organism in Eukaryota, Viridiplantae, Streptophyta, Magnoliopsida, Lamiales, Oleaceae. The record is from the annotation of a GenBank genome assembly.